AUGACCUAAAAAAAUAUUGAUCAUUAUUCAUUUAAUACAAAAGAUGUUUUAGGAUCAGGAUCAUUUGGAACAGUUUUUAAAGCUAUGGAUCUUAAAAAUUGUAGAUAAGUAGCUUUGAAAAUGAUAUCCAAAGAUAAAUUAUUGAGAGAUCAAAAUGCUAAUAAUGGAGUAAUGAAUGAGAUUAAAAUUAUGAAAAAAUUAAAAAAUAAAAAUGUUGUAUAAUUAAUAGAUGUCUUAGAAACAUCUAAUAAUUAUUACAUUAUUUAAGAGAUUUGUGAAUCAGGAGAUUUAGCCAAGUAUUUAUUAUUAUAAAAUAACAUAGAUACUUAAAAAAACAUUCAUUUGUUAAUGAAAAAUAAGCAUUGAAAAUUAUGACUGAAAUUCUAUAAGGUUUCAUAGAAUUAAUUAAAUUUGGAAUCAUUCAUAGAGAUUUAAAACCUGCAAACAUUUUAAUACAUUAAAAUACUUAUAAAAUUGCUGGUCUUAUAUUUUAUAUAUUUAAGUAGAUUUUGGAUUUGCAAAAAUAGUAGAUAAUUUUGCAUAAUAAUUAUUUUAUUCAUAAGUAGGUACACCAUUAUACAUGAGUCCUCAGAUUUUAAAAAAUGAAAAAUAUUCUACAAAAUGCGAUGUUUGGUCAUUUGGUUUCUUAUUUUAUGAAAUCCUUUAUGGGAGAAGUAUAUGAUAUUUAUAGACUCAUUUAUAGCCCCUUGGGUUGCAUCAUCAAUACCAUAAUUAGUAAAGAACAUUAAUACACAACCUUUAAAAUUUGAUGAUUAAAUCAAUUAAGUUUCAGAUAAUGUUAAAGAUUUAAUUUCUAAAUGUUUGGUUAUUUAAGAGAGUAUAUAAAUAUAACAAAAUAGAUGAUCGAUACAGUUGGUAUGAUAUAUUUAAUCAUCCUCUAUUCUCUGCAUAAUUUUCAUAAACUCCAAAUCUUUAAUAAAUUUGUGAAGUAUUAUUUUAUCCUUAUAAUAUUUAUUAGUAAAAGGAACUUUAUAUUGCUAAUAGUUUAAGAGAAAUACUUGGAGCCAAAUAAAUUAGUAUCAAUUAAAUUUUCGAAGAAUUAUCUGUAAAUAAAGAUGGCAAUAUUCUUCAAGAAAGUUUGAUAGAUUUAUUAACUGAUAUUGAUACAGAAUUAGAAGACUUUGAAAUUUAAUACAUAUUUAAUAGUAUUGAUGAAGAUUAAAAUGGUUAAAUUUCUCAACAGGAAUUUUAUAAUUGGAUGAUAAAACAUGAUGUUAUGCAUAAAUUUAAUAAUUCUAGAUUAUUUAUGAUUCUUAAGUUAGAAGGGCAGCAAAUACCAUUUGUGGUCCAUAGCAGAUUCAAUAAUAACAAUAUUUAAAUAAGAAAGAAUCAAAAACUAUAAUUUAUAAUUUGAUUUCAGCAAUUCAACAAGAGAAUGAAAAUUUGGUAGAAUUAUUUUACAAAUUUGUUAAAGGAUCAGAAAACAUGAGUUAAGAUGAUUUUGCAGAUUUAUUAUUGUAUAUAUAUUAAAUUGUAAAUUAAUAGGUAUUAUGAUGAAAAUUUGUGCGAAGAUGAAAUAAUAUCAACUUUUUAAAUGUUUGAUUUUGAUCAAAAAAAUGAAAUCACUUUAUAGCAAUUCAAAUAUAUUCUUGAAUAAGACAUAGACGAUUAUUGA
Molecule: messenger RNA, 1636 nt
Organism: Paramecium sonneborni
Lineage: Eukaryota; Ciliophora; Oligohymenophorea; Peniculida; Parameciidae
Source: the annotation of a GenBank genome assembly